Penicillium lagena is the source of this 4902-nucleotide messenger RNA. Its product is annotated as chromatin-binding protein RAD9. The record is from RefSeq and is a predicted model, not a curated record. Gene Ontology annotation, cellular component: nucleus. Lineage: Eukaryota; Fungi; Ascomycota; Eurotiomycetes; Eurotiales; Aspergillaceae. The coding region runs from base 1 to 4902 and encodes 1633 amino acids. Gene Ontology annotation, molecular function: histone binding. Gene Ontology annotation, biological process: positive regulation of transcription by RNA polymerase II; DNA damage checkpoint signaling. The transcript has 4 exons.
AUGGAAACCCAGGACAGCCUCGAUAUCUCCCAGUUGCAACGCGUCGCGCUAGGCCUAGAGCAGGACCCAUCCCAGCCACGCCUCGCAGCCCUUGCACUACCCGAGAAUAGUCCCCAGACCACUCCUCGUCGUUCACUCCCGGACGCCCGCCACUGUUCUGAUGGUGACGCACUAUCCACCACUCCAGGGCGACCCUCCAACUUCUUACCCGACCACCUCCACCCCUCGCUCUCUGGACUGCACCAGCAUGAAGCAAGCCUAAUGGUUCCUCCCAACGUCGGCGCCCAGCACGAAGCAGGCACCGAAUCACAAGUCAAAAUGAGCUAUGGCGAGACUGCCCCUGGAGACACUCAGGUGGUCUCGCAGUCUGUCUUCGACAGCAUCAUCCAGAACAAUACCUCCUCCAUACAUCCACACUUUUCGCAGACGGGUGCGGGGGGUGAAACGAUGAUGACCUUGCACCAGGAAGAAAGUGGCCAUAUCGACCUCCUGUCUCAAUUUGAGUCGGCACCAAAUGCGACCCAUCUUUCACGGGAUCAUGACGACCACAGCAGUUCUGCCCCGAGUCAGUCUUCUCCGCUGGCCUACCAGCCCGAUCUCUUUCCGGAAUCACAGCGCUUCUUGACAACGCCCGGGACAACGACGAAGAUCCCCACAAAGGGUGCGCCAACGGAAACACCAAGCAUGCCACGCAAUAAUCCGCUAGCAGGUGAUAUCGAGUCAAGCGGCGGUCUCCUGGGUCUGAGCCAACUAUUCAAAGCCACCCCAGCCCCGUCAUCCCCACUAGUCCAUGGUCAACAGCCGGAGCUCGCGUCGGAUCGUCCGUCGCCCAACAUCCCAAUUCAUCAGCCUCGCCUCGCCCCGGGCAUCUCAUCGCCCUUGAGAGGCUUGCCGGUUGAUUUCAUGAUAGACUCUUCAGAGCCGAACCUUAACUAUAUCUCCAUGAAAGAGUCUCAGACGAACCGAGAGAGGGUCCACAGCGAGCGAAUGACCCGAUCAGCCGAUGAUAUGCCCUCGGAAGACCACAGCGACCCCGAGUUCUUCAAAGAGUCCAGCUUUGUAGAACGUGCACGCCGUCAACGAAGAAUCGAGGAAGAGGCUGCUGCACAAUUUGCCGGUCUGACUGCGCCUUCCAGGACCUCGCCGACUAUGCCCCCUCCGCAUUCUGAUCUGACUCAUUCUGGUUCGCCCGAACACUCUGUGCAGGAGCCGCAGGAUGUCGACAUGAUGCUGCACACUGGCGCCAGUGAAGAGGAAACAGAGCACGAAGAUGUGGACCAGCAAGUACCCCGGUCACAGGAGUUCCCUUAUUCUUCAACCGAGGAGGACAAGGAAAACUACAACGGUCCUCCCGUCGCUGUCGCUGCAGCUUCUAGUGCGCAUGACCGGCUUUCCCAGAUCCUGCAUGGGACACAAGAUCCGUUCGACGCUCAUGAAGAUGGACAAUUUGAAAUGGCCAACCCGCCGUCACAAAUCAUGGUCAUGGAUUCCCAGCCAUCACCGCUGGCCUCCCCAGACCGGAUAGGCCACGAGGGUGACGAGGAAAGGCCCGAUGCGAAUCCACGACCUGGCCAUGAAGUACGAAUCGGUCCUUCUUCAGAUGUUCACAAGGUCUCGCCUGUCCGACAUUCUGUACAGUCUUCGCCUCCUUACUCACAACGUGAAGGAGGACCACCUUGCGGACACACUCCCUCACGACCACAUGGCGCAGCUGCAUCAACAGGGCACUCGCCCAACAUGCCGGUGUCGGCUCCCCAAGAUCCUUCUUCUUACGAAAGCAGACAGUUGUACUCCAGCAACCCGAAGAACAACGGGAGCAAACAGUCUUCUAUGCCAUCCCGAGUGAUCGAAACGCCUGUUCAUCUCCACCUGAAAUCUUCAGCCGAUAUGGCCCGAUUGACAAGCAUUCCCGAAACCAGUCCCAGCCACUCCCAAAAUCAUGCAUGGGAAGAAGGCUCUAACGGCGAUGGGGUGAACAUUGAGGAUGAUGAUCUUCCUCCUAUGUUCCCUGUCAGCGAGCACAUUCGUCGCAUCCAGCCUCGACCAUCUGGAACCAGAACUCAGUCUUCGCCUUUGAAGAAAACUCCUCUGAAAAGCAUCAUUCUGUCCAGUCCCAGUGGAAGGCAACGGAGAAGACUGACCGAAAUUGCGAGUGAUGCUUCGCCCCAAGUUGGGCCUGGAUUUUUCGACAUGGGCAUUGGAAUCUUCACGAAUGAGGAUCAAGAAUUUCGCGAUUUAAUUGAAAGCUCCCCAACUCAGCCUAGGAAAAAGCGUCGUGGCAACGACGGCCAGGCCUAUCAUGAAUCCGAGCCUGUUAUACCCGUCACACCUCGCGUUGUACCCCCGAAAACUGUCACCCCCCUUCGGCAACAAUCUACACCACAAGAGCCCGAAACUGAGGAAACAAUCCACGUACCCGAGACUACUUCGAGUCUCCACAACAAUUCAUUCGCCGACGGUCUCGAGGCAAACCCCCCGCCAGCACCUCGUCCGUUACAAGAAAAGCAAGCCCCAACGCAGAAGCCUGCAGCGUCAACGCCUGUGCGGCCAGUUCUUCCUCCUGACCCUAAGUUCUCUGUGUUAUCUGAACUUACCGAACUGGACUCGGACGAGAUGGCCGAAAUGGAACGCUCUGUCAUGAGUCGAGGUCCUCGCACACCAAGGGGAAGGAGACUUUUCUCCGAUGCCACUCCAGUUGCUCCUAGGCAAAUUCUAGCGCCGUGGAGUGGCCUACAACGGGCCUACUACCCUGCGGUCUGUUUGGGCACACCUCUGGGUGUCUCACAAGACAAAUACCUGGUCAAGUUUGAGGAUAGCGACCUUGUUGAGGUUCCCAAGGGCGCUGUGAAACGAUUUGAUCUUCGGGAGGGAGAUGCGGUCAAGGUCGACCUGCCUAACAUUCCAAAGGUCACUCACAUAAUCCGUGGGUUCGAUCACAAGCUCACCAAAGAGGAAAUCCUCGAAGCGCCGGGCGACUUCCCGCCUUUGACAGAUAUACACGGACAUUCCACGGUUAUACUUGGGCCCAAGCAGCGCAAGAGUCUUCCCGGUGGAGGUCUGAACAGCACUGAAAACGUGAUCAAGGUGCCCAUUUCACGGAUCUAUUUUGAUAUGAUUCUAUGGAACAACCUCAAAGAUCGAGCAUUCACGUAUCAGCCAGAGAUCGUCCCGCAACAAAGCAAGCCCACUACGCCCCCGGAGAAGAGAACAUCGGUCGGUCCGUCCCCGAGUAGCCGACUUUCACGCGGCUCUCAUUAUGCCAGCGGUAUUUUUGCCGGGAUGGCAUUCGCCGUAUCCUACAAGGAGGACGAGAGUACCAAGAACCACGUCACCAAAUUGAUCAUGGACAAUGGCGGGAUCCUUCUGCAUGAGGGAUUCACGGAAUUGUUCGAAACUUCGUCCAUCACCGCUCCUGCUACUCCGACCAAAGCGUCGGCGAGAGAUGCAGAGACCCGAAGUGGAGGACUACGCCUUACUGCCAGUGCCCAGGAAGUAGGAUUCGCCUGUUUGAUUGCCGAUACACACUCCCGCCGCGAAAAGUACAUGCAGGCACUGGCCUUGAACCUUCCCUGUCUUUCAGGGCGCUGGGUCGAAGAUUGCGUUGCUAAAGGGCGUGUCCUCGAUUGGGAUGUCUACCUCCUCCCUGCUGGAGAAUCGAUGUACCUGAACGGAGUAACCAAAUCACGAGUCCUGACCCCGACACCACCAGACACUGCCUGUCUAUCCGAGACAAUAGCAUCACGACCCCGACUCCUCGAUGGACACUCCGUCAUCCUGGUCAUGGGCCGCGGCAAGGCCGAAGAAAAGAGAAGAGCCUACAUCUUUCUCACAUUUGCCCUGGGUGCCUCCCGCAUUGAACGCGUCCCGGAUCUGGACACCGCCAGAGCUAUGCUUGAAUCUCAGUCCGAGGCAGGCAUGCCUUCCACCUGGGACUGGAUCUAUGUCGAUGACGCCGACCAGGCCGCUGCAAAGACUAUGCUCGCCGCGCCCAAGUCCAGGACGAGGAAUUUGCGAAUCGUCCAUGGCAGUGGCGGGAGGAAACGGAGGAAGUCGGAAGUGCUCGCUGUCGCUGCUGACGGUGAUGCUUUAUGCAAUGCUAAAGUUGUUGGCAAUGAUACUCGGGACUCCAAGGCAAAAACAGAAGCGCCCACACCCUUAUUUGGCCUUCUUGCCCGCCUUUUUCUUGCCCUUCAAGCUCUUCAUCUGGGCCGCCCGCUCCGCACGAGCCUUUCUCUUCCUCCACGCCAGCCACCGGUUGUUGCGGUUAUACGGCACGGCCUCAAUCCCCGCCUUCUCCGCCGCGCGACCAAUUUGCCAAUUCGCCUCCCGGUACAUGUAACCGGGACGCAACUGCGGACCCUCGGCCGCAUUCACAGCCUGCACGCUCGUGAUGCGCGUCCCAACCGUCUCAUCGACGGUAGCCACCAGAUCCGACUGGCCGGCGACACCGUCCAGUCGAGCUGGCACAGCAACCAUAUUCAGCCUGCGGCGGGUAGGCUGGUGGCGUGGGUGAGGCAGCUUCUCGUCCUUCUCAAACACAACCCCAAUAUACUUGCGAUCCGGAUGCAGUUGCGGAUCGCGGUAAUACCGCACAUAACCCGCGUGCUUGGCGAAGAUGGUAUGGUCUCGGCCGACGCCGCAGUUCUCGCCGGGGAACCAUUUCGUGCCGCGUUGUCGGAAGAUGAUGCAUCCCGGCACGACGUACUCGCCGCCCGUGCGCUUGGCGCCGAGGCGCUUGCCUGCUGGAUCGCGCGAGUGUUUGUUGGAGGCUCCCUGCGCUGCAUGCGAGGCAUGUCGCACUUGGGAGAGAGGAGAAAGUGUUGCGGUCCGGGGGAAGGGAGAUGGCGGCUUGGGGAGGAUGGAUGGGCUGGACAGCGUGCGGAGGAGUGGUUGGCGGGCUAG